Molecule: messenger RNA, 626 nt
Organism: Aspergillus ochraceoroseus IBT 24754
Lineage: Eukaryota; Fungi; Ascomycota; Eurotiomycetes; Eurotiales; Aspergillaceae
Exons: 2
Coding region: 58-285 (75 amino acids)
Source: RefSeq, a predicted model, not a curated record
GCAAUGCUCUGCCACCCCAUCCAUACCUACCGUAAGUAGCAACUAAGGCGCUAUUCAAUGGGGUGCACCCAUUUAACAUUAAAUUCUCAAUCGUCUUGUUGGCAUAACCCACGGAACGAGUAUAUUGACCGGGAAUCUACCUCUCGGAUUUUACCUAGAUUCUGUUAUCAGCAUUCUGGUGCUGAAACCACGAUCUCCCCGGAGACUCGGCGCGCUUGGAUGAAUCAGUCCACUAUCGACUUGUGGUUGCGCGAUGAUUUCAGUGUAGCCGAAACGGAAUUCUAAUUCAAUCCCAAGGAAUUGAUAGUCUAUCAGUAUUCAACGACGAUCUGCUCGUUGAAUUGGGAUAUAUGGAACCCUUCAUCUGGUGGGGAAUGGCGAGAACCACAUCGAUCUUCUCGCCACGUGAUGCUCAGGCUUCCUCGAAAUCUUUACCUACCUAUACUUAGAUAGCUGACUUUACACUCAAGCCCAUGAUUCGCUUAGGAUAAGCUUCCUGUGCCCGGAAGUCUUGAGGAUGAUCAUGAGUUGAGUCUCCUACAACAUUGACCUCAGCUUUGACAGUUUCCUAGUCUCCCCACGAAGAAGUUCCUGAAAUAUACCUUAAUUUCACACUUGAGCCUGGG